Messenger RNA from Gryllus bimaculatus (two-spotted cricket), 7662 nucleotides. The record is from the annotation of a GenBank genome assembly. NCBI's taxonomy places the organism in Eukaryota, Metazoa, Arthropoda, Insecta, Orthoptera, Gryllidae.
AUGCGAAGCCCUUCAGCGGUACCUCCACGGUAUGCUCGUAUUGUCGCUCAUCAUCCAUAUGUAGUUCUUAUAGCAGUAGCUGUAUUUGCUGGAACAUGUUUGGUCAUUCCUCUCACCACCAAAACCCUUCCAAAUUUCACAGACCCUCAAUUGGGAUUCGAAGCACGAGGCACAGCCCUGGCUCAAAGGCUUACAUCGUGGGAGAAUCUCAUUAGAUCCACAGGACUACAUGGACAACUCACUGUUAAUCCAAAGGAAUUGAAAUAUGAAAAUGACAUAUCUAAUAUUAUAUCUUCCUUUAAUACAAAAUUCAAGCGCAUCAAUGGAACAGCUGUUGCGGACAGGAUGACAGCAGAUGAUGAAGAUAUUGAUGAAGAUGUUUUUCCUCAUAUCUCACCAUCUACCACUCGUCCUAACAAUAUACCAGAAGUAUUGAAAGUCACCACUAACUGGAAAUAUUCAGACAAUACACCUGGGCGGACAGUGAGACCUGUGCAACUUUUACAGGGGGAGCGUCGUGUGCAAGCAGAUGAUAGCAUAAGUGUCUUGGAACAACAGUUGGGCAUUGAUGCUAGGUUUUCUGUAGGCGAUGAACAUCUGUGGACACACAAUCACACCCAUAUUUCCCAUGAUGGAUUUUUUUGCAAUGCUCCAAGUAUGGAUUAUGCACGUGUUGUAUUCAGUGGAAUUGAAAAUGGUGACCUCUUUACUUGGGAAGCAAUGCUUAGUAUGUGUCGACUUCAAAUUUUGUUAUCUCAAGGACCCCAGUAUCACCAUUUGUGUGAGACAUCAUCUCAUAACACAUGUUGUCAGCCAUGGUCACUCCCUAAUUACAUUACUUUACUUCAAAAUAGAACGUCCUGUCUCAACAUUACCAAAGAAGAUUUAAAUGCUACCUUAUUACUCUUGAUGGAGUGUGCACCAUACUUCCAUAAUUUGAAACUUACUCCUGGGAGUCAAGAAGCACCUUCUCAUUGCAUUCGACAUGAUGCUGUGUAUAAUAUAAUGUAUUAUUUGGUUGACACUGGAUUUCUUCCUCCAAAUGAUAGCAGAAAUGCUACAAUUCUUAGUACAAUGCUUAUUUUGCCAUUAGCAUGUUCAUUUCAAUCGCUGGAUUAUUAUACUUUUCUUCAAGAUAAAAAAUUAGAAGAUGGUAAUGUGAGAGUAGUGGCUAUGGAAUUUGGUCUGAAAAAUAAACUUUUUGAUGAGAGUCUCAUACGAGACACUUGGAUGAUUGCUGCUGGAGGCUUAUUUGUGUUAAUUUGUAUGUGGAUGUACACUAGCUCCAUUUUUAUUACUGCAAUGACAGUCAUAGCCAUUGCUUUUUCCUUAGGAAUCUCAUACUUCAUGUAUACAUUGGUGUUUGAAUUGCGCUUUUUCCCAUUUAUGAACUUACUGGCUUCAAUAGUUGCUGUGGGUAUUGGGGCAGAUGAUGCUUUCAUUUUUUGCAAAGUAUGGCAAUGUGCGAAAGGAGAAAAAAAUAAUGGCACUCUAGUGAAAUUAGUACAUGACACAUUGAAACAUGCUGUUGUGUCUAUGCUUGUGAGUUCAGUCACAACAGCUGCAGCCUUUUAUGCUGGAUAUGUGAGUAAUAUUACAGCCAUCCGAUGUUUCAGUGUUUUUGCAGGCACUGCCACAUUGGCUAACUUCUUACUUAUGGUAACAUGGCUACCAGCAAGUGUGGUCGUUUCGGAACGAUGGUGUUGUCCUCCAGUGGUGCCACUACAGUGGGACAGUAAGUUACGACCAGCAAGAGCUGCUGCAGGACAGGCUCGUGCUGCUCUAGAUCGCUUGCUGGUGUGGGCAGUCCUGAGGCUGCGUUAUCUUUGGCUCCUCCUGCUUGGGGGAGCAGCUGUAGCAGCUGUUGUGGUUGUGUUUUAUCACCCACGGUUAAAGCUUCCAGAUUCUCGAGAUUUUCAGCUAUUUGAUAACCAUCAUCCAUUUGAACAGUAUGAUUUGGUGUAUAAAGAUAAGUUCAUGUUUGAACAUUUGAGUCAGAAGAAUGAUUUGAACAUGAAGCUUCCUUUGCGCUUCGUGUGGGGUAUAGUGCCACAAGAUAAUGGUGACUAUAUGGAUCCUUCUUCUCGAGGAACAUUGCAGUUUGACAGAACAUUUGACAUGGCUGAUCCUGAAUCGCAAACCUGGCUUUACCAAUUCUGUAGGAAUUUGCGAGCUCAGCCCUUCUACCAAUCAACUCGUGGCCCUCUCUUGCCAAACUGCUUUAUAGAAAGUUUUAUUAGCUGGAUGCAUCGACGAUGUAAAGAUCCAAGUGGUGAAAAUAACAGAGCUCCUUGUUGUGAAACAUCUCUUUUUCCUUAUAGAAAGAAGGUUUUUGAAAAUUGCAUUGUUGACAGUAUUGCUAGUCUCUACGAAACCCCUCAUGAAAUUGCUUUACCAGGAGUUGCAGGUCCUAAGUUUUCAAGAAAUUUGAAGAAACCUCGAAUUAAGGCUGUUGUUGUGGAGUAUGACAGUAACCAUUCAUACUCUAUGUCCUUUACGGAAAUGAAUGCAUUUUACCAAAAGGUGGAAAAAUGGAUGGAAAGCCAACUUGCAACAGCUCCUCCUGGAAUGAGAAAUGGUUGGUUUGUCAGCGAACUGGAUUUUUAUGACCUACAGCUAACCCUUUCUGAAGAUACAUUACUGGCAAUUGGUGUAGCAAUGGGCAUCGCUUUAGUUGUUCUUCUUCUUGUGACUUUAAAUGUUCUUAUAAGUUUAUAUGCUGUUCUUACCAUUACGUGCAUUAUCUUUGUUACAGUAGCAAUUCUUGUAUUGUUGGGGUGGAAACUAAAUGUUUUAGAAUCAAUCGCAGUGUCUGUAGCUAUAGGACUAGCUGUAGAUUUCAGCCUUCAUUAUGGAGUGCAUUAUCGGAUCUGCCCCGAGGGAGGUGAUAGGGAAACUGCUGUCACAUAUGCAGUUUCUAGAAUGGGUGGUCCUACAGCCAUGGCAGCUUUAACAACUGCUGCUGCAGGAGCGUUUAUGCUCCCAUCAUCUGUUCUUGCCUACAUCCAGAUUGGAAUCUUUUUGGUGGUAGUGAUGCUAGUGAGUUGGGUAUAUUCAACAUUCUUUCUGGGAUCUCUUUUGCGUGUGGGAGGCCCCCAACAUGGCUUUGGCCAGUUUUCGUAUCCCAGUUGUGAUUGUGGAGAAGGUUCUGCCUCUGGGAGUGGUGUUGGGACACGAGGCCGAGAACGAAUGGUGGGAGAUGUAGCUGCAUAUGCAAAUGUGCUCUCAGAGUCAACUUUGUCAACUUCAAGCACAAUGUGUGCAUUGCAUCCAAGUGCAAAUGAGAGCCAUGAGCUAGAAGCGCUCACGUCACGUAGUCGACACAAGAGCUUACGGCGCACUGGUAGUUUGUCUGCUGCUCUUCCUUCAGCCGUAGGUACAGCCAACCGUGCAGCAGUCACACGGAAGGUAUCACUGCCUGUGGAACAGUCUCCUUCUGCAGCUAGUGCAACUACUAUAGUGUUAACUGAUGACCUAGAAACAGACUGUGCUCGCCAUAGAGAUGAUUUUCUUUUGAAGCAUUAACCCUUUUCAGUGGUUCUCAGCUCUGAGUUUUGUCAUGUUCUGAUAGGGUGAUGCUGAAAGUCAAUGUUUGAAUUAGAGUGACUGCAUUUCAUAUUGUGUUGAAAACACUGCAAGGUUCCACUUAAAGAAAGAGUUUUGAGUUAUUGUAGCAACUUGUGAAUUGCUUUUAUAAAGAAAAAUUGAAAUUGAUUGAUGUUGUUAUGCUUCCAAUUUGUCUCUUUCUUUCCUUUUUGUGUGAUUUGCAGUCACAUUUUGCCAUGAAUGAUACGAAAGAUAAAGUAACAUUUGUGCAAUUUCAGUUAUUUGCUGAUUAGGAGAAUCACUGUUAAUAUUGUUCUUUCAAAUGUUGGCCUUGAUGUCUUUUACUAUAGAAUGCAUCAGACAUGGUUGUGGAAUUUUAUUGCAAUAGCAUAUCUUGUAGACUGGAAAGUAGUUAAAAUACAUUUGUGAUUUGCUCUGGAAUUGGCUGAAAGGGGAUUUUAUUAGAUUGAGGAGUCACUUGUGAAGGUUUCUGUCUCUGUUGCUGGAGGCAUUUUAUUUGUUGAUGACAAUCUAGGUAGGUCAUAAGGCACUGUCGUAGCAAUUGUAGUAGUUGUGAAUUGCUUGGUGCUCUACCAAUACACAUUUCUACACUGUUUGUCUGAUGACUCACAAGGAAAGUAAUGAUACAUUGGAAAUUGUCUACAUAUUGUAGUCUUUCUAAACUGUAUUUCGUGAAUUGUUGUCUUUUGCAAAGAAGACUGUUGAAAACAUGUGUUAAUGUUUGAAAAAUUAACAGUGCAUCUCAAAAAUAAUGUUUAAUAUGGCCAAUAUGUCACAUUAAUGGCAUUACUUGUGCUAUUCUCAAAGAAGAGAUGUAUUGCUGAGAACCACUGUCUUAUCUUGCAUUCCAAAUUUAUGGCCUAUGGCUGUAGUCAUCCUCAUAAGAGAUUGUCAGUUUCUUGUGAAAAUCAUACAUCGUAGAUUGCAACGUUUUUGAAAAUGAUUCAUAAUCUGAUCUCUUCUGAUUAAAAAAAAUUGUAGCAGAAGAGGAUUUGUUAUUUUUAAAUGAAACAGUAUUAAUUAGAUGCACAAUACAUUACAAUUAUUAUUAUAUAUAUAUGUACUGCUGUUGUGAAUUGGAAUGUGAUAUUUUUGUAUGUUGAUUUGAAGGUGAUAAUUAGUUAUACUACUAUGAAGUUCGUGAUUAAAUUAAAAAUGCUAAUAAAGUAAUCUUUACGUGAGUGGUCAAUAUAUUACGUUGUUGACGGACAUUAAAUUAAAAGUUGCUAAUGCAAAAUCAAAAAAGUGGCCAUAAUAUUGUUGCUUUUUAUAGUAAUAUAUGGUUUUAUAUGUACAAUUUACAGGAGAGUACUCUGUAAUCUUGAUUGUUACAAAGACAUCUUCAUUAAUAGUUUAUCUCUAAUGUUAUAUUUCUCAGUUCUAGCUUUCUUGUCGAAUAGCAACCUUAGAACAGAUUUUCAUUUUUCGUUUGUUUGGAACAAUUUUAGAAUGAGGUGAAAAGGUAAAGCUGGAACUGGGUAAUUAAAUGUGCUUAAUUUGGUACAUAACUUAUAAUUAGUUAGUUAAAAUACUUUGAAUAUUUUUAAUAGAAAUCUUGGAUGACUAUUAAACAUAGUACAUAUGAAAACUAACAUACGAUAUAAUCAACUGAGAUAUCAUUACUUUAUAAAAAUAUUUAAAAUGUUUAUUGUGAGAUUUAUAAAUAUAUACAUUGUUUUAAAAUUACAAUCUGACAAGAGAAUGAUAUGAUAAUUCAGAUUGUUUUUAUUCUUUUAUAUUUAAGGUAAAUCAAAUAUCUUCCACACCAGGCUCUUUAUCAGAGAUGUGAAAUGACUGGUCUUAGAAUAAAAAUAUGAUUUCUAAUAUCUGGUCAUACAGUGUACUUAUUGUAUUGUAUUCAGUCAUUUCAACAAAAGAUAUUGAGCAUAAAAGUUUGGAAGAACCAUGCUGUACAGCAUGUGUCACUCAUAUGUAUAGUGGACUGGUCAAUCUCUCUCUUUGUAUGUCUCUAUGAGGCUUGUUUGAUGAAAAUAACCUGUGAUAAUGUUUCCAUGCGCCAUGAUAUUGUCUGUUAAUUGUAGUUGAUUCUAAUCUGCUAGUGUAGUGUAGCAUUCUUGUACUGAUGGCUUGUUGCUCCCAUGUCUACUUUAUAAGACAUAUACCUAUCAAUGUUAUGUUAGGGGUAUGCAGGUGUUUAAAGUCACAUUACGAAACUAUCUGAUGGUGCAUGACUCUUUCUGGGAUGUGUUCUAAAACUUCUUUUUCCAAUCUAGAAAUUGAACUGUAGUUUGAAUUAUAGCUGUAGACUCAUUAGUUUCUACGAAGAAAUUUUGGAGUUAAAAGGAUAUUGUUGGAAAAAUGAGGCAGUAUUUUAUGGCUACAUUUCAAGAUUUCUUGUUCAGAAAUCAGAACAUAUUGGAAUAUAUUUUAAAUAUGGAAGCAUACAUAGCCUUAUGUUUACUUUUGUAAUGACUAGUUGGCUAAUGUGUAACUGUAAAUCAGUAUUUAUCUUCCUAAGCAUCUUGACUGUUUGAAAAGCACAAAAUGAAGUUAAUGUUCAACACUCAUUUUCAUUAUCAAUAUUUUGAGUUCAUGCUAGUUGUAUUGUCAUGAACUAAAAUGUGUUCAUUGACUAUUCUUGAUACAGAAUGUAGUCUUCCUCUUUCACUGUUCUACCUUAGUUUUAUCCUUGAAAUAUGGGAUCAUAAAGUAUUAAUAAUGUAUAUUGGUAUAUCUGGCACGAUGGUACUUCUAUUUUGUGUCAGUGUAUAGUGAAUAAUGGAAUUCAUCCACUUUGCUUGCAAAUAGUGUAUAAUAAAAUAUGGUAAGUGCCAAAGAUGUACUUCAGUAUUUUACGGUUCUAAAGUAUUUCAUGUUUUAACCAGUGUACAUAAAAUAUAUUCAUAUAUAACCUGGAAAGUAUAUUGUGUAUUAUUUUGUGACAAAAUAAUCAGUAUUGUUAUUCUAUUUCCUGGGCACUUGCGUACCCCUAAUAAGUGUGAUUGAAAUAAAUAGGUGUAUUUGUAUGUGAAAUUGACGUGUGUUGCAAGCUCAUUCAUGAUGGUUGUUGUUGGGCAUGGUAUGUUAAGCCUGAACGCCCAUACUUGUCUCUUUCAGUAUAAGCUCAAGUAUUCAUUGAGUUCCUGAGCAACAGAACUUAAAAUAUUUGAAACCAGUGAAUGUAGAGGGGAUCGGAGGUAUUACUAGCAUGUGUUAGUGUAAAAAUGUUAGUUCAUAACAUGAAUCUUAUGCUGUCAUGGGCAUACAUAAAAUAACUUAAGUUUUCAUAUACAUGUACAGAAAUAAGUAAUUAAUUUGUAUUGACUGAAUCACAUUAAGUGUAUUUACCUAUUUGAUGUUCCUCAUGCUGGUAUGAAUCUGGUCCCAAAAUUCAUUGUUGUAUGUUACAAGGUUACCUGUUGCAAUUAUAAUGUUGAUAGUGUGGUGUUAACUUCAAUGCUCUUUCAGAAUCAGAAUCAGAAUGUGCACUUCUGUGGCAGUAGCAUUGUUGCAGUGAAGUUGUUGGAUACUUUGAAAAGAAAGAUGGCCUACAGAACAUUUGUAUUAUUUUUGGUCCAGUGUAUGGGCCAUGCUCAAGAUGAUAAAAGACUUUCUACUUGUAUUUAGUGUCCUGUGUGGACCAUGGUGGGCUGGCACCAAAUCUGAGGUCGCCUUGUGUGUGACCUUAGGUUUUUGCCUCUAAUUCUGUAGCCUGUGUGUCUCUUCAACUAUUUGUAGUCUUUGUAUGUGUCAGAUUCGAUAUAUUGAAAUACAAAUACUUCAUCAUCUAUAGUAUCUUUUUAAAUACCUACAAUUAGAUCAGCAUAGGCUUGAACUACUGUUCAUAAAUGAUCCCACUUUGAUUUGUAUCAAUUCCUGUAAUGAAAAUGGUUUUGUUGUGUUAAUGUUCUGUUGUGUUCCGUUAAUGUUGAAGUUUUGUUGUGUUGUAAAUUCUAAAUACUCUAUUUGUGGGGGGUCCCAAGUUUCAAGGUAAAAAUAUUAGAAUGAUAGUAUCCUUACAAUCACAUUUGCUUAAAAAAGGGUUCAGAAGCAGUUUUUUGAAACCACAAAAUUCUGUUUUUGACCUGUAAACUUUGCUAGUGGAUUAGUGCUGUAUAGGGUGAGCAUCCCCCU